UGGAGGUCUUCCCAAAUCCGAAAUAUUCAUUCUGAAAACCCUAAUCAUCCCAUCUUCAUCUCAUCAUUAUAUAAACCCACAAAUUCAACUUGAUUAUACCCACUCACAGUCUCUCUCUCUCUCUAUCUCUCUCUCUGAUUACACAACUCUUUACAACGCUCCGAGACCAAUUUUCUUUCUUUGCGUAAUUCAUAUAUAACUUGGUUUUGUGUUUCUUGAUUCUAACUCUCUUUUGCAGGUUUUGGUUUUGCACACUGAUUAAUCCAUUUGCAAGAAUUUGAUAUUUUCUUUCUCUGUUUCUUCUUUCUUACUGUUUUCAUUUUUCAUUGAUAUACAAUACAUACAUAUAUUCUGUUGGUAUUAAAGAUAAUGGAUGCAGGAUCAACGAGUUCUUCAUCUAACUUGAAGUCAGGGUCUCGGUGCCCUCUUCAAGAACAGUUUCUUCAGAAAAGGAAUUCUCGGGAAAAUUUGGACAGGUUCAUACCAAAUAGGUCGGCGAUGGAUUUUGAUUAUGCGCACUACAUGCUUACUGAAGGUAGGAAAGGUAAGGAAAACCCAGCUAUGGUCUCUUCCCCAUCCAAAGACGCCUAUCGGAAGCAGUUGGCAGAAGCAAUGAACAUGAAUCGGACUCGAAUACUUGCUUUCAAGAACAAGCCUCCUGCCCCUGUAGAGCUCUUCCCGCGCGAGUUCUCUUCUUUACCACAGGAUAAACCAGCAAAGCUGCGGAGACACAUUCCUCAAAACAACAACUUGCGCCAACAAUUAGCAAGUGGAGGAAAUGAUAACCUACUCCAUAUAUGGGACAGAUCAGUGGCAUCUUCAAAUUCACCAACACAGUGGCUUCACAGGCUUGAAGACCAUACAGCUGCUGUAAAAGCCCUUGCUUGGUGUCCUUUCCAGGGCAACUUGCUGGCUUCUGGUGGAGGCGGGGGUGAUCGGUGCAUAAAGUUCUGGAACACUCACACGGGUGCAUGCCUGAAUUCGGUUGACACUGGCUCUCAGGUUUGUGCUUUGCUGUGGAACAAGAAUGAACGAGAACUGCUUAGCUCACAUGGGUUUACUCAGAAUCAGCUUACUCUUUGGAAAUACCCAUCAAUGGCUAAAGUUGCAGAACUCACUGGCCAUACUUCUAGAGUUCUUUAUAUGGCUCAGAGUCCAGAUGGUUGCACAGUAGCAUCAGCAGCUGGUGAUGAAACGCUGAGAUUCUGGAAUGUUUUCGGGGUCCCUGAGGUGGCUAAAUCAGCUCCCAAAGCUAAUCCGGAGCCUUUUGCCCAUUUGAAUCGUAUCCGUUGAUCAAGAGCAUGCAUGAGGAGUAAUUACAUGAGAUGGAGAUUCAUGGAACCAAAACUGUAUAGGAUGCAGAACCAGAACUAGCUUCAGGAAUCAGUUCUGUUCUUUUUAGCGCAAGUUUGAAGUGAAAUGAAAAACACAUGACAAUCUCAGUACAUGUUCUUUCUAAAAUUCCCCUGUAUAAACUAUAAAGAGUGGUAGGAAAUAAGAAAUCCUUGUACAUAUUCUUUUGACAAUCUCAG
This is a messenger RNA of Prunus avium (sweet cherry), 1532 nucleotides long. NCBI's taxonomy places the organism in Eukaryota, Viridiplantae, Streptophyta, Magnoliopsida, Rosales, Rosaceae. The record is from RefSeq and is a predicted model, not a curated record.